This is a messenger RNA of Rotaria sp. Silwood2, 1932 nucleotides long. The record is from the annotation of a GenBank genome assembly. NCBI's taxonomy places the organism in Eukaryota, Metazoa, Rotifera, Eurotatoria, Philodinida, Philodinidae.
AUGAUAACUGCUAUUACAAUUGGUCUUAUUCUUUUCGUUAAUAAUGUUCGAUUUGUAACAUGUCAACAAACAAAUUUUAAUUGCGAAAUACGACCAAAUCAAGCCAAUACAACCGAACGAUUACAACGUUUACGUGUUCAUCUUAGAAGUAAUAAUUUAUCUGCUUAUGUCAUCUUUUCAGAAGAUGAACAUCAAAGUGAAUAUGUUCAAUUAUAUGAUGAACGACGAGCAUGGAUAAGUGGUUUUUUGGGUUCAGCUGGUACCGCUGUUGUUACACUAAAUAAUGCUGCUUUAUGGACUGACGGUCGAUAUUGGACACAAGCAGAAGAUGAACUUGAUUGUACAAAUUGGUAUCUUAUGCGGCAAGGUCAAACAAAUGUACCUUCACUUAGUAAUUGGUUAUCAAGUCAAGUCAAUAGUACACCACCUUAUGAUCGAGUUGGUGUGGCAGCUCAAUUUGUUUCAUCUAAUUGGUGGUCAACAGUUAAUAAUAUUCUCAAUGAAAAGAGUGCUUCAUUAGUUGAAGUCACUGAAUUAAUCGAUUUAAUUUGGAAAUCACCUGAGAGACCAUCACCUACAACCAAUGAAAUUAAUAUUCAUGAAUUAAAAUAUGCAGGUAUCACAUGGGAAGAAAAAGUUAAAAUUAUUGCUGAACAUUUACAAACAAAAAAAGCAAAUGCUUAUAUUGUUACAGCUCUUGAUGAAAUUGCUUGGUUAUUGAGUUUACGUGGUUCUGAUAUUCCAUAUAAUCCAUUUUUUAAAGCUUAUGCAAUUGUAUAUGCUAAUAAAACGACACAAGUUUGGAUGAAUUCAACUCAAUUAACUUCAGCUGCUAUUAAUCAAUUAAAUAAUGUUAAUAUUCGUUCGUAUGAUACUUUUCUUUCUGAUCUUAAUAUAUUAGCUCAUCGAAGUGAUAUUUCUCAAAUUUGGAUUUCACCAUCUGCAUCACAAGCUAUUUUUAAUCGAAUUCCGGUAGAAAAACGUUUAAUUUCAAGUUCACCAGUUGAAUUUACAAAAGCAAUUAAAAAUUCAAUAGAAGAAAAAGGCAUGCGUGAUUGUGGUAUUCGUGAUAGUGUAGCACGUAUACGUCAUUUAACUUGGCUUGAGAAUCAAAUUAAUAAUAGUAUAUUGAUUAAUGAAACAAAAUCAGCUGAACAACUUGAAUAUUUUCAAAAUCAAGAUGAUUUAUUUCAAACGCUUAGUUUUGAUUCUAUAUCAGCAUUUGGUUCUAAUGCUGCUAUUAUUCAUUAUAGUCCAAAAGCAAAAACUGCUGCAUUAAUAACUAAAAAUGGAUUAUAUUUACUUGAUGCUGGUGCACAAUAUCUUGAUUGUACAACAGAUGUUACACGUACACAUGUUUUUGGUACGCCAACAGAAGAACAAAAGAAAGCAUAUACACUUGUUCUUCAAGGUUCAAUCGAUUUAGCUGAUGCUAUUUUUCCAUUCGGUACAUAUGGUCGAAAUAUUGAUAUAUUAACUCGACAAAAUCUUUAUAAAAAUUUUAUGGAUUAUAAUCAUGGUACUGGUCAUGGUAUAGGGCAUUAUUUAUCUGUUCAUGAAGGUCCAUCAUCGAUUUCUAUGGGUUAUAGUCCAUAUGAUAUACCAUUAACAGAUGGUAUGGUAUUUUCAGAUGAACCUGGUUUUUAUUUACCAGGACAAUUUGGUAUUCGACUUGAAACAGAUAUUAUUGUAAAAAAUUAUACAUUACCAAAUAAUUAUGGUGAUUUAACAAUACAAUUUCUUCAUUUUGAAAUGUUAUCAUUAGUUCCUUUUGAACGUAAUUUAAUUCUAUGUGAAAUGUUAACAGAAGCUCAAAAAACUUGGCUUAAUUCGUAUCAUACUGAAGUAAAAAAUAAACUUGAAAGUACAAAUCAAUUAAAUGCAGAUGAAUUACGUUAUCUUAGAGAUAAAACACAAGAAAUAAAAUGCUAA